This is a messenger RNA of Orycteropus afer afer, 13185 nucleotides long. Lineage: Eukaryota; Metazoa; Chordata; Mammalia; Tubulidentata; Orycteropodidae. The record is from RefSeq and is a predicted model, not a curated record.
CUGGAGCAAGCAGUUAGUAAAGAUGUCAAAGGUCAAGAGUUCACACCUGGAAUUGUUCCAGAUGUUGAAGUCCACAUUGAAGAGCAGCAGAAAGCACCAGAAAGUCUUGCCACAGAUUGUCUUCUCAUUUCUGAAUCAUCUGAAAAUAAAAUGAAUCAUGAAUUGCAAAAAAAGUUUUCUCAUGAAGUUGAUAGUGAAAAACUGGAACUGUCUUCUAAAGUGGUACAUAUAUGUGAUGAACAUCAAAGUGAAAAUGAAAUGGAACUGACAGAAAACAUCAAAGUCAUUGCACAACAGGACGUUGUGCAGCAAGAAGAACUACAGUUGUCAGAGGAACCUAAAAUGGAGGUAUCCCCAGAAGAAUUAAGGGCUCCAAAAUUAACAAUUGAAUCUGUCUCUGUUCCACCAGAAACCUUAAUGUCCCCAUGUGAGGAAAGUACUUCUUUAUGUUCUAAAGAACAGUUGUCUACAGAAAGGUUACAAGAAGAAAUGGAACAGAAAGGAAAUUCUGAAUCUUCCACUGGGUUUAUGGAAUUUGAAAUGACUCCUGCAAUUGAGGGUUAUGUAAAAGAUAGUUCAUGCCAAGGAGAGAGAUCUUUAAAUUUACCAUCUGAGACAGAGUCAUCGUUUUCAUCAGCAGUAGACAUAAGCAAGGCAACUCAUUCUUCAGACUUGCCUUCCCAUGACAUGUUGCAUCAUAGUUACCCAUCAACUCUCAAUUCUUCUGCUGGACACAUCAUGCCAACAACUUAUAUCUCAGUCACUCCAAAAAUUGGCAUGGGUAAACCAGCUAUUACCAAAAGAAAGUUUUCUCCUGGUAGACCUCGGUCCAAACAGGGGGCUUGGAGUACUCAUAAUACAGUGAGCCCUUCUACCUGGUCCCCAGACAUUUCAGAAGGUCGGGAAAUUUUUAAACCCAGGCAGCUUCCUGGCAGUGCCAUUUGGAGCAUCAAAGUGGGACGUGGGUCAGGAUUUCCAGGAAAACGGAGACCUCGUGGUGCAGGACUGUCAGGACGAGGUGGCAGAGGUCGAUCAAAAUUAAAAAGUGGAAUUGGAGCUGUUGUAUUACCUGGGGUGUCUACUGCAGAUAUUUCAUCAAAUAAGGAUGAAGAAGAAAACUCUAUGCACAAUACAGUUGUUUUGUUUUCUAGUACUGACAAGUUCACUUUGCAUCAGGAUAUGUGUGUAGUUUGUGGAAGUUUUGGCCAAGGAGCAGAGGGAAGAUUACUUGCCUGUUCCCAAUGUGGUCAGUGUUACCAUCCAUACUGUGUCAGUAUUAAGAUCACUAAAGUUGUUCUUAGCAAAGGUUGGAGGUGUCUCGAAUGCACUGUAUGUGAGGCCUGUGGGAAGGCUACUGACCCAGGAAGACUCCUUCUUUGUGAUGAUUGUGACAUAAGUUAUCACACCUACUGCCUAGAUCCUCCAUUGCAGACAGUUCCCAAAGGAGGCUGGAAGUGCAAAUGGUGCGUUUGGUGCCGACACUGUGGAGCAACAUCUCCAGGUCUAAGAUGUGAAUGGCAAAACAAUUACACACAGUGUGCUCCUUGUGCAAGUUUGUCUUCAUGCCCAGUCUGCUACCGAAAUUACAGAGAAGAUGAUCUUAUUCUGCAGUGUAGACAAUGUGAUAGAUGGAUGCAUGCAGUUUGUCAAAACUUAAAUACUGAGGAGGAAGUGGAAAAUGUAGCCGACAUUGGUUUUGAUUGUAGCAUGUGCAGACCCUAUAUGCCUACAUCAAAUGUGCCUUCCUCAGACUGCUGUGAAUCGUCACUUGUAGCACAAAUUGUUACAAAAGUAAAAGAGCUAGAUCCACCCAAAACCUACACACAGGAUGGUGUUUGUUUGACUGAAUCAGGGAUGAGUCAGUUACAGAGCCUCACAGUUACAGUUCCAAGAAGAAAACGGUCAAAACCAAAGUUGAAAUUGAAGAUUAUAAAUCAGAAUAGCGUGGCUGUCCUUCAGACCCCUCCAGACAUCCAGUCAGAGCAUUCAAGGGAUGGUGAAAUGGAUGAUAGUAGAGAAGGAGAACUUAUGGAUUGUGAUGGAAAAUCAGAAUCUAGUCCUGAGCGAGAAGCUGUGGAUGAUGAAACUAAGGGAGUAGAAGGAGCAGAGGGUGUCAAAAAAAGAAAAAGGAAACCAUACAGACCAGGUAUUGGUGGAUUUAUGGUACGGCAAAGAAGUCGAACUGGGCAAGGAAAAACCAAAAGAUCUGUGAUAAGAAAAGAUUCCUCAGGCUCUAUUUCUGAGCAGAUACCUGCCAAAGAUGAUGGCUGGAGUGAGCAGUUACCAGAUACUCUAGUUGAUGAAUCUGUUUCUGUUGCUGAAAGUACUGAAAAAAUAAAGAAGAGAUACCGAAAAAGGAAAAAUAAACUUGAAGAAACCUUCCCUGCCUAUUUACAAGAAGCUUUCUUUGGAAAAGAUCUUCUAGAUACAAGUAGACAUUACAAGCUGAGUUUAGAUAAUCUAUCAGAAGAUACAGCUCAACUUUCAUGUAAAACAAACAUGAAUGCAAAUUUCUUGGAACCUUCCUUAGAUCCACUACUUAGUUCAUCCUCAACUCCAGCAAAACCUGCAACCCAAGGUACUACUGAUGACCCAUUAGCUGAUCUUUCAGAAGUAUUAAACACAGAUGAUGACAUCCUUGGAAUAAUUUCAGAUGACCUAGCAAAAUCAGUUGAUCAUUCAGAUAUUGGUCACGUCGAUGAUGAUUCUUCCUCUGUGCCUCAGCCAAGUGUCAAUCAGAGUUCACGACCAUUAAGUGAAGAGCAACUAGAUGGAAUCCUCAGUCCUGAAUUAGACAAAAUGGUCACAGAUGGAGCAAUUCUUGGGAAGUUAUAUAAAAUUCCAGAGCUUGGAGGAAAGGAUGUUGAAGACUUAUUUACUGCUGUACUUAGUCCUGCAACAACUCAGCCAACUCCAUUACCACAGCCUCCACCCCCAUCACAGCUGUUGCCAAUACAUAAUCAGGAUAUUUUUUCACGGAUACCACUCAUGAAUGGCCUUAUUGGACCCAGUCCUCAUCUCCCACAUAAUUCAUUGCCUCCUGGAAGUGGAUUGGGAACUUUCUCUGCUAUAGCACAACGCCCUUACACUGAUGCCAGGGAUAAAAAUACAGCAUUUAAUCCAAUGGUGAGUGAUCCUAAUAGCUCCUGGUCAUCAUCAGUACCUACCAUGGAAGGAGAAAAUGAUACAAUGUCAAAUACUCAGAGAAGUACACUUAAGUGGGAGAAAGAAGAAGCUUUGGGUGAAAUGGCAACAGUAGCACCAGUUCUCUACACAAAUAUUAAUUUUCCUAACUUAAAGGAAGAAUUCCCUGACUGGACUACCAGAGUGAAGCAGAUUGCUAAAUUGUGGAGAAAAGCAAGCUCACAGGAAAGAGCACCAUAUGUGCAAAAAGCUAGAGAUAACAGAGCUGCUUUACGUAUUAAUAAAGUACAGAUGUCAAAUGAUUCCAUGAAAAGGCAACAACAACAAGAUAGCAUUGAUCCCAGCUCUCGUAUUGAUUCAGAUCUUUUUAAAGAUCCUUUAAAGCAAAGAGAGUCGGAACAUGAACAGGAAUGGAAAUUUAGACAGCAAAUGCGUCAGAAAAGUAAGCAGCAAGCUAAAAUUGAAGCCACACAGAAACUUGAACAAGUGAAGAACGAACAGCAACAACAGCAACAGCAGCAGCAAUUUGGUUCUCAGCAUAUUCUGACACAAUCUGGUUCAGAUACACCAAGCAGUGGGAUCCAGAGUCCCUUGACUCCUCAGCCUGGCAAUGGAAGUAUGUCUCCUGCACAGUCUUUCCAUAAAGACCUGUUUACAAAACAACUUUCGAGUACCUCUACUUCUUCAACUUCAGAUGAUGUCUUUGUAAAGCCACAAGCUCCACCACCUCCUCCAACCCCAUCCCGGAUUCCCACUCAGGAUACUCUUUCUCAGUCUCAAGCUUCUCAGUCACCGUCCCCACAGAUGUUUUCACCUGUAUCUUCUAACUCCCAACCACCAUCGCCAGUGGAUCCUUAUGCUAAAAUGAUUGGUACUCCUAGACCACCUCCAGUAGGCCAUAGUUUUCCCAGAAGAAAUUCUGUUCCACCAGUGGAAAACUCUGGACCAUUAUCAUCAGUAUCUAGGCCCAUUCAAAUAAAUGAAACAACAGCAAAUAGGCCAUCGCCAGUCAGAGAUUUGUGUUCUUCCUCCACGACAAAUAGUGACCCCUAUGCAAAGCCUCCAGAUACACCUAGACCUAUGGUGACAGAUCAGUUUCCCAAAUCUUUGAACCUACCCAGAUCUCCUGUAGUUUCAGAACAAACUGCAAAAGGUUCUGUAACAUCUGGAACCAGUGAUUCCUUUACUAAACCAUCUCCUAGGGCAGAUGUGUUUCAGAGACAGCGGAUCUCUGACCCAUAUGCACAACCUUUGUUGACACCUGCACCUCUUGAAAGUAGUCCUGGACCCUUUAAGACUCCAAUACAGCCCCCUUUAUCCUCCCAGGAUCCUUAUGGAUCAGUGUCACAGGCACCAAGGCGAAUGUCUGUUGACCCUUACGAACGACCUGCUUUGACACCAAGACCUGUAGAUAGUUUUUCCCAUAGUCAGACCAGUGAUCCAUAUAGCCAGCCUCCCCUCACUCCACAUCCAACAAUGAGUGAAUCUUUUGCCCCUCCUUCAAGACCUUUUUCCCAGACUGUCACCAUAUCAAGGCCAAUAUCUCAGGACCCAUAUUCUCAGCCCCCAGGAACUCCACGACCUGUUGUUGAUUCUUAUUCCCAACCUUCAGGAACAGCACGAUCCAAUCCAGACCCUUAUUCUCAACCUCCUGGAACUCCCCGGCCCACUACCAUUGAUCCAUAUAGUCAGCAGCCACCAACCCCAAGGCCAUCUACACAAACAGACUUGUUCAUUACAUCUACAAAUACUCAGAGGCAUUCUGAUCCAUAUGUUCAUCCUCCAGGAACACCAAGACCUGGAGUUUCUGCUCCUUACUCUCAGCCACCAAGGCCAAGGAUUUCAGAGGGUUUUACUAGGCCCUCAAUGACAAGACCAGUCCUCUUGCCAAAUCAGGAUCUUUUCCUGCAGGCAGCACAAAAUAGAGGACCAGCUCUGUCUGGCUCUUUGGUAAGGCCACCUGAUACGUGUUCCCAAACACCCAGGCCACCUGGACCUAGUUCUUCGGACACAUUUAACCGUGUUUCCCCAUCUGCUGCCCAUGAUCCCUAUGAUCAGUCUCCAGUGACUCCAAGAUCUCAGUCAGACUCUUUUGGAACAAGUCAAGUUACUCAUGAUGUCACUGAUCAUCCAAGGACUACUGCAGAGGGAAACUUUAGUGCAUCUUCAAACUCUCCACUGAAUUCCCAAAGUCAACCAUUUUCCAGUGUCUCCCAAAUUCCUGGACCUGUUCCGACUUCAGGAGUAACUGAUACACAGAAUACCAUCAAUAUGACUCAAGCAGAUUCAGAGAAAUUGAGACAGCGGCAAAAGUUACGUGAGAUCAUUCUCCAGCAGCAACAGCAGAAGAAGAUUGCUGGUCGUCAGGAGAAGGGGUCACAGGAUUCACCAGUAGUGCCUCAUCCAGGGCCCCUUCAGCACUGGCAACCAGAGAAUAUCAACCAGACUUUUACGAGACCUCCACCUCCCUAUCCUGGGAACAUAAGAUCUCCUAUUGUCCCUCCUCUAGGGCCUAGAUAUACUAUUUUCCCAAAAGAUCAACGUGGGCCCUAUCCUCCUGAUGUUGCUGGUAUGGGAAUGCGACCUCAUGGAUUUAGAUUUGGAUUUUCAGGAGGUAGUCAUGGUACCCUGUCAAGUCAGGAGCGCUUCCUUGUGCCUCCUCAACAAAUACAAGGAUCUGGAGUUCCUCCACAACUCAGAAGAUCAAUAUCUGUAGAUAUACCUAGGCCUUUAAAUAAUUCACAAAUGAAUAAUCCAGUUGGACUUAGUCAGCAUUUUCCACCACAGAGUCUGCCAGUUCAACAGCAUAACAUAUUGGGCCAAGCAUUUAUUGAAUUGAGGCAUAGGACCCCUGAUGGAAGGCCACGGCUGCCCUUUGGUGCUUCUGCUGGCAGUGUUAUAGAGGCACCAUCUCAUCCAAGACACGGAAGCUUCAUUCCCCGGCCAGACUUCCCGGGCCCUAGACACACAGAUCCUGUAAGACGACCUCCCCAAGGUCUACCUAAUCAGCUGCCUUCGCAUCCAAAUUUGGAGCAAGUGCCAGCAUCACAGCAAGAGCAAAAUCAUCCUACACAUUCAUCUUCUGUGGUCAUGAGGUCUCUGAGUCAUUCCUUAAGUGGUAAAUUCUCAGAGUCGUCUUUGUCAGCAUCUACACCAGCAGAAACACCAGCUGAUAAUUUACAGAUAACCAACCAGUCUUCUGAUGGUCUUGAAGAAAAACUUGAUUCUAUUGACCCAUCUGUAAAAGAACUAGAUGUCAAAGACCUUGAGGGGGUUGAAGUCAAAGACUUAGAUGAUGAGGAUCUUGAAAAUCUAAAUCUGGAUACAGAAGAUGGCAAGGGAGAUGAAUUGGAUACUUUAGGUAAUUUGGAAACUAAUGACCCCAACCUGGAUGACCUCUUGAGAUCAGGAGAAUUUGAUCUAAUUGCGUAUACAGAUCCAGAACUUGAUUUGGGAGAUAAGAAAAGCAUGUUUAAUGAAGAACUCGACCUUAAUGUUCCAAUCGAUGAUAAUCAGUGUAUGUCUAUUGAACCAAAAAAAAAGGAGCAUGAAGACAAAACUUUAGUUCUUUCUGAUAAACAUUCUCCACAGAAAAAAUCCCCUGUUACCAGUGAGAUAAAAACAGAAGUACUGUCUCCAAAUUCUAAAGAGGAAACAAAACAUGAAAUUGAGAAAAGUGAAGGUAAAACUACUGUUGAUAUUCCCUGCUCACCAGCUUCUAAUAACACAGACCUUAACAAUGGAGAAAAGGAUUCUUUAAAGCCUUGUAAUCCAGAGCUACCUGAGAAAAGAACUAAUCAGGAAAUUGCUAACACCAACACAAGUGCUCAAGGACCCACUCAGCUGCCUGCUGAAGAUGUAAUAAACUCUUGUGGCAUAACUGGAUCAACUCCCGUUCUCUCAAGUUUACUUGCUAAUGAAAAGUCAGAUAAUUCAGACAUUAGGCCAUUGGGAUCUCCACCAACAACUUUGCCAGCCUCACCAUCCAGUCAUGUGUCAAGUUUGCCUUCUACUUUAAUGACACCACCUGGCCAUGUUUUGGAUAAUACCAUGAAUUCUAAUGUGGCAGUAGUCUCCAGGGUAAACCAUACUUUUUCUCAGGGUGUGCAGGUAAAUCCAGGAUUUGUUCAGAGUCAGUCAACAAGUCACAGUUUCGGGACAGGAAAACCGACAAAUCAAAUUGUACCUCUCACAAAUCAGUCUGGUACCACUGGCAUGUCUGGACCUCAGCAGCUAAUGAUUCCUCAAACAUUAGCCCAGCAAAAUAGAGAGAGGCCCCUCCUUCUAGAGGAACAGCCUCUACUUCUACAGGAUCUUUUGGAUCAAGAGAGGCAAGAACAGCAGCAGCAAAGAAAGAUGCAAGCCAUGAUACGUCAGCGGUCAGAACCAUUCUUCCCUAAUAUUGAUUUUGAUGCAAUUACAGAUCCUAUAAUGAAAGCCAAAAUGGUGGCCCUUAAAGGCAUAAAUAAAGUUAUGGCACAAAACAAUAUGGGCAUGCCACCAAUGGUUAUGAACAGGUUCCCAUUUAUGGGUCAGUCAGUGGCUGGAGCACAAAUCAGUGAAGGCCAGAAUCUCAUACCACAGGCAAUGACUCAGGAUGGCAGUAUAACACAUCAGAUUUCUAGGCCUAAUCCUCCAAAUUUUGGUCCAGGCUUUGCCAAUGAUUCACAACGUAAACAGUAUGAAGAAUGGCUUCAGGAGACCCAGCAGCUUCUUCAGAUGCAGCAGAAAUAUCUUGAAGAACAAAUUGGUGCACACAGAAAAUCUAAGAAAGCCCUUUCAGCUAAGCAACGUACUGCCAAGAAAGCUGGGCGUGAGUUUCCAGAAGAGGAUGCAGAACAACUCAAGCAUGUUACUGAGCAGCAAAGCAUGGUUCAGAAACAGUUGGAACAGAUUCGUAAACAACAGAAAGAGCAUGCAGAACUGAUUGAAGAUUAUCGCAUCAAACAGCAGCAGCAGCAGUGUGCAAUGGCCCCACCUCCCAUAAUGCCUGGUGUCCAGCCCCAGCCACCUCUUGUUCCAGGAGCCACUCCACCCUCCAUGAGCCAACCCAACUUCCCUAUGGUGCCACAGCAGCUACAGCACCAGCAACACACAACAGUCAUUCCUGGCCAUACCAGCCCUGCUAGAAUGCCCAAUUUACCUGGCUGGCAGCCUACCAAUGCUUCUGCUCACCUGCCCCUCAAUCCUCCUAGGAUUCCACCCCCAAUUGCCCAGUUACCGAUAAAAACUUGCACACCAGCCCCAGGGACAGUAUCAAACACAAAUCCACAGAGUGGACCACCACCACGAGUAGAAUUUGAUGACAAUAACCCCUUCAGUGAAAGUUUUCAAGAAAGGGAACGUAAGGAACGUUUACGAGAACAACAGGAAAGACAACGAAUCCAACUCAUGCAAGAAGUAGACAUACAAAGAGCUUUGCAGCAAAGGAUGGAAAUGGAGCAACAUGGCAUGAUGGGCUCAGAGCUCAGUAGUAGGACAUCUGUGUCCCAGAUUCCAUUCUAUAGUUCUGAUUUAUCUUGUGAUUAUAUGCAACCUUCAAGAUCCCUUCAGCAGUCUCCACAACACCAACAGCAAAUGGGACAGGUUUUACAGCAGCAAAAUAUACAACAAGGAUCUGUGAAUUCUCCCACUACCCAUACUUUCAUGCAAACCAAUGAGCGAAGACAGGUAGGACCUCCCUCAUUUAUUCCUGAUACACCAUCAAUUCCUGGUGGAAGCCCAAAUUUCCAUUCUGUUAAGCAGAUUCAUGGAAGUCUUUCCGGAACCAGCUUCCAGCAGUCCCAAGUGAGGCCUCCUUUUACACCUACAUUGACAGAAGCAUCUUCAGUAGCUAAUAGUGGUCUUCCAUGUGGCCAAGACCCUGCUGUAACCCAUGGACAAAAUUACCCAGGAUCAAACCAGUCUCUCAUUCAAUUGUAUUCUGACAUAAUUCCAGAAGAGAAAGGGAAAAAGAAAAGAACAAGAAAAAAGAAAAAAGAUGAUGAUACAGAAUCCACCAAGGCACCAUCAACUCCCCAUUCAGAUGUAACUGCUCCCCCAACUCCAAGUAUCUCAGAAACUACCUCUACUCCUAUAGUGAACACACCCAAUGAGCUUCCUCAGCAAGUAGAACAAGAGUCUGUGGAACCAGUAGGCCCACCAACCCCUAAUGCAGUAGCUGGCCAGUUGUAUGCAGAAUCAGAAAGCAAACUGCUCAGUAGUGAUUGUUCACAAGGGACUCCAAAUCAACAGACUCACGCAAAUCCAGACAUGGAUAAAUUCUCCAUGGAAACCCCUGCUGAAAUUGAAGAGGUAAAACUAGAACAGACUGAAACAGAGGAAUGCCCUGGCCAAGACAAGCCUAAAUUGGAAGAACAAACCAGUAAUAAGGUAGAAGAAAAAGCUGUACCCCAUCCUAUCUCCUCAGCACAGAGCCCUCCUCAUCUGGUUGGAGGCCCUGCUACCAAAGGAGAUGCAGGGAACGAACUUCUGAAACACUUGUUGAAAAAUAAAAAGUCAUCUUCCCUUAUAAAUCAAAAACCAGAAAGCAGUUUUUGUUCAGAAGAUGACUGUACAAAGGAUAACAAAUUAGUUGAGAACCAGAAUCCAGCUGAAGGAUUGCAAACUUUGGGGGCUCAAAUGCAAGGUGGUUUUGGAUGUGGCAGCAGCCAGUUGCCAAAAACAGAUGGAGGGAGUGAAACCAAGAAACAGCGAAACAAACGGUCUCAGAGAACUGGAGAGAAAACAGCACCUCGCUCAAAGAAAAGGAAGAAAGAUGAAGAGGAAAAACAAGCUAUGUACUCAAAUACUGAUACAUUCACCCACUUGAAACAGGUGAAGCAGCUCUCUCUGCUCCCUCUAAUGGAACCAAUCAUUGGAGUGAACUUUGCACACUUUCUUCCUUAUGGCAGUGGCCAAUUUAAUAGUGGGAAUCGACUUCUAGGAACUUUUGGCAGUGCUACCCUUGAAGGGGUUUCGGAUUACUAUUCUCAGUUGAUACACAAGCAGAAUAAUUUAAGUAAUCCUCCAACACCCCCUGCCUCUCUUCCUCCUACACCACCUCCUAUGGCUUGUCAGAAGAUGACAAAUGGUUUUGCAACAACUGAAGAGCUUGCUGGAAAAGCUGGAGUGUUAGUAAGCCAUGAAGUUACCAAAACUCUAGGACCUAAACCAUUUCAGCUACCGUUCAGACCACAGGAUGACUUGUUAGCCAGAGCUAUUGCUCAAGGCCCAAAGACAGUUGAUGUUCCAGCUUCACUUCCAACACCACCUCAUAAUAAUCAGGAAGAAUUGAGGUUACAGGAUCACUGUGGUGAUAGGGAUACCCCUGACAGUUUUGUUCCCUCGUCCUCUCCUGAAAGUGUGGUUGGUAUGGCAGUGAGCAGAUACCCAGAUCUGUCGUUAGUCAAAGAGGAGCCUCCUGAACCUGUACCCUCCCCAAUUAUUCCAAUUCUUCCUAGCAAUACCGGGAAAAGUUUAGAAUCUAGGAGGAAUGACAUCAAAAGUGAGCCAGGCACUUUAUUUUUCACAUCACCUUUCGGUACAUCCCCAAAUGGCCAUAGAUCGAGCCUUAUAUCUGUAGCAAUUACUCUGCAUCCUACAGCUGCUGAGAACAUUAGCAGUGUUGUGGCUGCAUUUUCCGAUCUUCUUCAUGUCCGAAUUCCUAACAGCUAUGAGGUUAGUAGUGCUCCAGAUGUUCCAUCCAUGGGUUUGGUCAAUAGCCACAGAAUAAACCUAGGUUUGGAGUAUCGACAGCACUUACUUCUUCGUGGACCUCCACCAGUGUCUACAAACCCUCCCAGAUUAGCAAGUUCUUACCAGCUAAAGCAGCAUAAUGUACCAUUUCCUCCAACAAGCAAUGGUCUUGCUGGAUAUAAGGAUUCAAAUCAUUGUAUUGCAGAAGGCUCGGCACUCAGACCACAAUGGUGUUGUCACUGUAAAGUGGUAAUUCUGGGUAGCGGUGUGCGGAAAUCUUUCAAAGAUCUAACCUUUGUGAGCAAGGAUUCCCGAGAAAGCUCCAGUAGAAUGGAGAAGGACAUUGUCUUUUGUAGUAAUAACUGCUUUAUUCUUUAUUCAUCAUCUGCACAAGCAAAAAGCUCAGAAAGCAAGGAAUCCAUUCCUUCAUUGCCACAGUCACCUAUAAAAGAUGGGUCGUCCAAAGUAUUCCAUCAGUACAGUAACAACAUCUCCACUUUAGAUGUGCAUUGUCUCCCACAACUUCAGGAAAGAGUGUCUUCUCCUGCAUCACCUCCCAUUACUUUCCCUCGUGCUUUUGAAGCAUCCAAAGUAGAGGCAAAGCCAGAUGAACUUAAGGUAACUGUCAAGUUGAAGCCCCGGCUAAGAACUGUGCCUGGUGGGUUUGAUGACUAUAGGCCUUUAAAUAAAAAAUGGAGAGGAAUGAAGUGGAAGAAAUGGAGCAUUCAUAUUGUCAUCCCCAAGGGAACAUUCAAACCACCUGGUGAGGAUGAAAUUGAUGAAUUUCUGAAGAAAUUGGGCACUUCCCUUAAACCAGAUCCUGUGCCCAAGGACUAUAGGAAGUGUUGCUUUUGUCAUGAAGAAGGUGAUGGAUUGACGGAUGGACCAGCAAGGCUGCUCAACCUUGACUUAGAUCUGUGGGUCCACUUGAAUUGUGCUCUGUGGUCCACAGAGGUCUAUGAGACUCAGGCUGGUGCCUUAAUCAAUGUGGAGCUAGCACUGAGGAGAGGCCUGCAAAUGAAAUGUAUCUUCUGUCAUAAAAUGGGUGCCACCAGCGGGUGUCACAGAUUUCGAUGCACCAACAUUUACCACUUUACUUGCGCCAUUAAAGCACAAUGCAUGUUUUUUAAGGACAAAACAAUGCUUUGUCCCAUGCACAAACCAAAGGGAAUUCAUGAGCAAGAAUUAAGUUACUUUGCAGUCUUCAGGCGGGUUUAUGUUCAACGUGAUGAAGUACGGCAGAUUGCUAGCAUUGUGCAGCGAGGAGAGCGUGACCAUACCUUUCGUGUUGGAAGCCUCAUCUUCCACACCAUUGGCCAGCUGCUCCCACAGCAAAUGCAAGCAUUCCAUUCUCCUAAAGCACUCUAUCCUGUGGGUUAUGAAGCCAGCCGAUUGUACUGGAGCACUCGCUAUGCCAACCGGCGCUGUCGCUAUCUCUGUUCCAUUGAGGAGAAAGAUGGGCAUCCAGUGUUUGUGAUCAGGAUUGUGGAGCAAGGCCAUGAAGACUUGGUCUUAAGUGACACAUCACCCAAAGGUGUUUGGGAUAAAAUUUUGGAACCUGUGGCAUGUGUGAGAAAAAAGUCUGAAAUGCUCCAGCUCUUCCCAGCAUACUUAAAAGGAGAAGAUCUGUUUGGAUUAACAGUCUCUGCAGUGGCACGCAUAGCUGAAUCACUACCUGGGGUUGAGGCAUGUGAAAACUAUACCUUCAGAUAUGGCCGAAAUCCUCUCAUGGAACUUCCUCUUGCCAUUAACCCCACGGGUUGUGCCCGUUCUGAACCUAAAAUGAGUACCCAUGUCAAGAGGCCUCACACUUUGAACAGCACCAGCACUUCAAAGUCAUUUCAGAGCACAGUCACUGGAGAGCUGAAUGCGCCUUACAGUAAGCAGUUUGUCCAUUCCAAGUCAUCUCAGUAUCGGAAAAUGAAGACUGAAUGGAAAUCCAAUGUGUAUCUAGCCCGGUCUCGGAUUCAGGGACUGGGCCUAUAUGCUGCUAGAGACAUUGAGAAGCACACCAUGGUCAUUGAAUAUAUUGGAACUAUCAUUCGAAAUGAAGUAGCAAACAGAAAAGAAAAACUUUAUGAGUCUCAGAACCGCGGCGUGUACAUGUUCCGCAUGGAUAACGACCAUGUUAUUGAUGCCACACUUACAGGAGGGCCUGCGAGAUAUAUCAACCAUUCAUGUGCACCCAAUUGUGUGGCUGAAGUGGUGACUUUUGAGAGAGGACAUAAAAUUAUCAUCAGCUCCAACCGGAGAAUCCAGAAAGGAGAAGAGCUUUGCUAUGACUACAAGUUUGACUUUGAAGAUGACCAGCACAAGAUCCCGUGUCACUGUGGCGCUGUGAACUGCCGGAAGUGGAUGAACUGA